Molecule: messenger RNA, 2088 nt
Organism: Rasamsonia emersonii CBS 393.64
Lineage: Eukaryota; Fungi; Ascomycota; Eurotiomycetes; Eurotiales; Trichocomaceae
Exons: 5
Coding region: 1-2088 (695 amino acids)
Source: RefSeq, a predicted model, not a curated record
AUGAAUGACGAGAAGGCUAUUCGGGACGCCCCGCUCCUUCACCAGUCUUCCAUUCUAAAUCCUCUCCAGCAUCGCAUCGGUGGUGCCCAGCAUGUUGACAUGCUCACGGCUCAGGAGGCGCAGGACUUUAGCGACAUCGCAUCCACUGAUGGAAGGGCGUUCCAAUCACAGAAUCGUCUUCAAGCAGGCGAAAGCCAUCUGAUUGAGUUGGACCUGAGGAAGAAACGCCCCCAUAAUAAUUGGACGACUCGGCAACGCGUUGUUUUCUGCUGUAUGCGCAGGUUUUUUAACCUGAGCAGAGCUCAGGAGACAGCUCUCUUCAAUGCUGUCUUCCUUGAUGAAGUUCGUCCUCUAGGGUUCCCCCUGGGCCUUCCAGGCACUACGCUGAAUACCCAAUGGGAAGAUAUGAAGAAGAGGCGACACGAAGUUUGGACACUGCUUUUUCGAGAUCUCAAAUCUGCCGCACAAGUCGGCAUCCUCGUUAAGAGGAGGUCAGCUGAUAGUCUUAAUGCCCGCAAGUUUUCAGUUGAGAAAGGAGCAAAGAAAAACAGCCCAUCGACCCAUAUCGAUUCGGAGAACAGAAGAACAUCAGAUGAGUCUUCUGCUCCUGCUCACGUGCCGUUGAAGAUGUCAGCUCCUGUUAAUGCGCAAGGUUUUCGCUUGACUUGCCCUCACUCUCAUAUGCCUACUCAGACCAAGAUACCAAAUCUGGUGUGGCGUUGGGCGAACGAUGAUUCCCAGGGAAUAAAUUCUAGACACGGGUAUGUCGCCUACAUAUUUACCGAUAGACUCGGUUCAAUACCGUCGCCUGGGGAAUAUAAGCGGGAUGAGUUCCAGUCGAUGCUGGAAAACCAUGCGUGGAAAAGACGCAUACCCUCUCCUUUUAUCUCAACGUCGUCAGACCCCUUGACGGGAAUUCACAGGGCGCUAAGGCACAGCAACCACGCAAUCGUUAGUCUGAUAGACACUACACAGCUUGACGGUUAUCUGAAAUUCUCCAUGGAAGAGUUAAUGGUACAAUACAAUAUUCGGACUCCUGGGUAUGCUGGCCGAAAAGAGUAUCUCAUCUGGGGCGCCAUUCCUAAGUCAGCAAUUGUCAUGACUUUUAGGAUCGAUGAUCUCGUGAAAAUCGCAGAGGAGAAUGCUGAUAUUCAAGCUGUGCUGCAGCUAGACACCACGCCGACUCCCGCCAUUAUUGGAUUUGUCUCUGGGGACGACUUGACUGACUAUCUCCGUGGCGUCUGGGAGGGAUUCGAGCCCUCAUCGACGCCGAAGCAGCUCAACCAAGUGAAUUCACCGUUCCGCCCUCGUUCAAAGAAAAAUACUAUCCCUCAGCAGUCACUGGCGUCAGGAGAACGAACCGAAGAUUUUCUCUCUGCGGGAGUAUCAAGCUCUUCUCCUGGUUUCAAUGAGACAGAAUCUGCUUUACGAGCUUCUAAUCAUACUGACCCAAUCCACAUUGAUGAUGACGACGAUUUCAUUUUGAUCGAUACGUCCUGCCCGUCUCGUCGUUUGAAGAAGACAAGAGGCCCUGUGAAGAUCGCAGUCGAACAUACUGCUUCUGAAGUCUCAAAGAAAUUUUCCAAUCCACAGCGGGCUCGGCCUGUCCUGAAGGAGCCGCAGCCGCAGCUGCUGACUCCUGGGAGCUCUCCAAUGAAGAGAAAGAGAAGCACCUUUAACAUCGAGCCCUACAAACCUGAGACCAAUUCGUGGUCCCCGGUGCAGCAGAACCCGACCAAGAGGGCCGUAGUGCACAGUGGUUCUCAGGAGAACAACUACAUUGUCAUUGAUGACGAUGUUGAUCACGAGCUGGACGAGAAACAAGAAGAUCAGGAUGUGGAUGAUACCGCAUCAGUCAUCGACUUCGACGGCGCACCUCCGAGCCCCGCAUCCAGUGCUGCCACUCUCAGGGACUUGACAGCAGACGAGCAGUUCGAUUUGGACCGUGCUCGUGUCACGCGAAUGAUGGCAUACAACUGGGCGCAGUUCUAUAAGAUCUUGCAGGAGACGGCGGCGGAAGAACCAGCGUCUGCAUCCUCAUCCUCAUCCUCAUUUGCGUCGGCAUCUUCAUAUUAUUCGCUGGAUUGA